AUGCAGACGCGCUGGUCAACUGCCGAGUUCUCAUCGGGCCGGGGCCCGACGGUGGCAGCCGCGGCCUUUGCAGCGCCGGUGUCGCGGCGGCGUUGCUCGAGCCACAGCGCUGCCAGCAAAGAGCAGCGCCACGGAGGCGCCCGGAGCAGUCGGACCCGGCGUGCCAUGGCCAUCCAGAGAAUCAGCAAGCGCGCGCUCGCUUUGGACCACGCGGUAUUGGAGAACGAGCCUUGCGCCUCUUCGGCCUUCAUCCGGAACUGCGAGAACUGCACCUUCUGGGUUGUGACCCGUCAGUUCCGACUCAGAGACUGCUCCAACUGCACCUUCUACCUGCCCAGGUUUGCUUGGAAAGCCGUUUUUGGCCCCGAAUCCCGCGCCCAUUCGGAAGAUAUGACCAUGAGCUUGGAGGAGGUGUUUCCUGGCCUUCAGGACAACCGGCUCUCUUGGUUCCUCCAGCUGCCUGUGGACCAGCGCGUCAUCCGUCAAGGAAGCUCUAAUGUGCAAGACUUGCAGGAGGCCGCGAAGACCAUCUUGCAGCUGCUGAACGUGUGGCUCAUAGAGCCGGUUUGCGCGGUGUGCGGACCAGUUGGUCCCUUCGCGGACCACUUCUUCAAGAAGGGCAGACACUCGUGGGAGUUGUCCAAGUGUCGGGAUGCCGGCUUCGAUGGCUGGCAGAGCUGGAGAUUUCCGCUCGGGGAGAUCUGGCUCAACCACCUGACUUACGAGCUGCAGGUGAUGCGCAUGGAAACGGAGCCAGUCCUAACUGCCCGGAAGCUUCAGGAGCUGCCGAGUGAAGGCAAGUGGCACUGCCUUGGGCCGGCGGUGUGUUGCCAAACCGCGGCUACCAAAAACCACUGGACCACCGCGUGGCCCAACAUGUGCGGUGGCCGAAGCAGGUGGAAGCAGUUGAUGACGACCCCUUUCCGUCGGUUGGAAGAGCUCUUGCAAGCCAACGGCAUUCUCGACGGAUGCGGGCUCUGCCCGAAUCAACACUGGCUGUCGCCCAGCGACUCUACCGGGCACAGCCACUACAAGGCCCUGGCGUCCCUGGCGUGGCUGCCAGCUGACGAUGCGCAGCCGCGGAUUCAGCAUUUUAGGGUGGGCGUCGCUGGCUGGCUUCGCUUUGACCACCUCACCGGCUCCAUCUACAUGUAUCGGGAGCAAGUGCCUCCGGCUUUGACCCGGCCAUUUGGCGCAGAGCUACCGACUCGACCGGCGAGGGUUUCGCCACCUCCGGAAGGAGUAGAAAACUCUCAGGUGGACCCGGAAUCCACCAGCUCGGCGCCUUCAGAUAGGGGCUCUAGGCUGAAGCUUCUGAAGGAGAAGCUUCUGAAGGAGAUGCAGCCGGGCACCGUCUUCGAAAUGAUGUCCACGAGAUCACGUCUGAAAAUCUCACCCAUGAGCUGUAGGAGGUUCCACGCGCCGGGGGACCCGUCGCGAGUGUGGUGGCAAGACUGUACAACCAACUUUACAUACCGCCAGCGGCCAGGGGCCCCUGCGGUAAUUUUUGUGGUGGGGCCUCCAGGUGAAGAAUUCGAGAAGUGCAAGUUUUGACCGGGUGGAAUGUCGCCUGUGUGGAAUAGAUCUGGCAACAUGAUCUAUCGGACACGGCGAGCGAAAUAGCGCUGAGCACAGCAAUGCGCCUUGAUCAUGUUCGAAUGGACAUGUGGCACCACAGGUGUCUUUUUUGGUCGUUUCAGUUUCC
Effrenium voratum is the source of this 1705-nucleotide messenger RNA. NCBI's taxonomy places the organism in Eukaryota, Dinophyceae, Suessiales, Symbiodiniaceae. The record is from the annotation of a GenBank genome assembly.